Messenger RNA from Capronia coronata CBS 617.96, 1002 nucleotides. RefSeq lists its product as uncharacterized. The transcript has 2 exons. The record is from RefSeq and is a predicted model, not a curated record. Bases 1 to 1002 code for a protein of 333 amino acids. Lineage: Eukaryota; Fungi; Ascomycota; Eurotiomycetes; Chaetothyriales; Herpotrichiellaceae.
AUGUCAUGCUGGGGUGGAAAACCCUCUACCCCCAACAACGACACUCUGCAGGUUGCCUGCUGGGGCCGCCCUCCACUAUUGAGGCACACCGAUUUCGACGUCAAACCUCCAACAUCAGAGGACUUCGAGAUUCCUGAUACGCAGUCAUCCGUUUUCAUCCAAGUCACCAUGCUGUGCACCAUUAUGACUAGCAUAUCCGAAGUAUAUAUGCAAAGACAACAUAUCCAGCAAGCGGAGCUGACGAGCAUCGAUGUCGCCUUGUGCGACUGGGUGAAAAGCCUCCCGGACGACCUUAAGCUAUACAAUGCGAAUGGUCGAAGACUGGCCUACUAUCGUCCGGUGUCGGAGAUGUAUAUCCAGUACUUUGUCGCCAUUGUGAUGAGUCAGAUGCUGAGGCACAAGGAGAGAGACAGGCCGUGGCGCACAUCCAUCCCAUCGCGCCUAGCUGCGUCUUGCGCUACUGCUCUUUACGAUGAGAUAUAUUGUCGGGAAGACACGGUCUAUCUCCUUCCAAACCAUGGAUUCUUUUGCUUGGCCAUUUCGCUUCCUCUACUCUGUCACCGUCCUCAGUCUGACCUGAGGAGGGAAAUGCGCAAGAGCGAGAUAGCGGUUAUUCGCUCUGUUUUGAAUAGCAUGCGAGACAGGUACGGCGAUGCAUCUAUGGUGCUAGGCAAGAUGGAAAAGUUGCACGAUACCAUCGAGCGAUCCUCACGAUCAAACGAAAGCCCUGAUGCUACGCUGUCAGAAAUCCAGGGAGCUUGUAUACAUGCUAAGGAGUUGUUUCCCUUUCCUACCGACUUCUGCAGCGACAUGAGCCUGCUGGAACUUGUCGCUGCAACCGAUCCCGAUCAACAGGCUCCGGUGACCGACUACCCUCCGCUGCCGGACGAGCACACCGAAAACACCUUAUUUGGAUACAGUUUCGUGGAUCUUUUCGAGCUGGAACUUCCUUCUUUCAACUUUAUGGAGGGCGAUGAAUCCCCUUUCACAUUCCACGCAUAG